CAAGAGAACUUCAAAAUCACAUAGUUUACAAGAUGGUUGCUUGUGUUAUCUUCUUGUCCACUUUAUAUUGAUUUCUCUCACACUAUCACAUCGCUAAGUACUUACAUCUCAUUUAAAAUAAAUAUCCAAUAAUACAUUACACUUAGUUAGCCAUGUCGGUGAAGCUGUACGAAGCGCGAGAGCACGUCAAGGCGGCAGAAAAAUUCCUGAAGACGGGACUUCUCCGUUGGAAACCGGACUACGAUUCUGCAGCCGACGAAUACAGCCAGGCGGCCCAAUGCUUCCGCAUAGCCCGAGACCUGGUGAACUCGAAGGAUUGUCACCUCAAGGCUUCCGACUGCUACAAGAAGAACCGGUCGUUCUUCCACGCGGCGAAGGCACUGGAAAACGCCAUCAUUGUCUGCAAGGAAACGGCACUGCCUGACGAGAUCUACUCCCUGGCGACGGAAUCUUCAAGUUUAUACCAGCAGCACGGGUCGGGUGACAGCGGCGCCAGUGUGCUGGACAAGGCUGCUAAGAUCCUCGAGGAGAACUCCCCCGAGCUGGCCGUCAAGCUGUUCCAGCAGGCGGCUGAUGUAUCUUCUACGGAGAGCAGUCAGCACCAGGGUUCGGAGUACAUCAGCAAAGCUUCGCGCAUACUCGUCAAACUACAAUGGUAUGACCAAGCAGUGGACAGUCUCCGUCGCGAGAUCGGCUUCCACCAGGAGUCUGGCAACACUGGAGCUAUCGGCCGCCUGACCGUCGCAAUCGUGUUGGUGCAACUGGCCAGGGGUGAUGCUGUGGCUGCUGAGAAGGCUUAUAAGGAAUGGGGCAGCAACUGCGAGGUAGCUGAAAUGCAGACCCUAGAACAAAUACUCCAAGCGUACGACGAAGAAGAUAGAGAGUCCGCCAAAAGAGCCCUAGCGAGCCCCUUCAUUCGCAACAUGGACGUGGAAUACGCCAGGCUGGCGGCCACCGUGCCGCUGCCCGAGGCCAUGGAGCCCGCGCCCAGGGCUUCGGUCCGGGAGAACGCGGCGCCGUCCUACGUCAGUCCCAACGCACAGUCCACUACCACUGCGCAAGUGCUGAACGAGGAAGAGGAAUCUCCCUACGCGCCGGUCACGUACGCCAAGAAGUCUGAUGACGAUGAAGACCUAUGUUAAACAUCAAUUUAUCUACAUUUAUUUCAUUAUUAUUAUUACGAACAAUGUAUAUUAACGAGCCCGAACUAUCAUGUACUCUGACAAAAAAAUCUCUGAAGACCCGUACAUAAAAAAAAUAUUAUAUAGUUAUCGGCACGAAUCUUGAGCUCUGACCUUCACCUGAGCAGAAGUAAUUUAUUGGGUCCCUUUUGUGAUAUGAAGUGAGGCGCGGGGGCGGGGUAAAGCGGUGAUUGGCCCGCAGCGCAUCGCGUGAAAGCCGUCACUCGGGAUUGGUUCUUUGCUAAUAAAUCACUUCUGCGCAGAUGUAGGUCAGAGCUCAAGAUUUGUGCCGAUAACUAUAAUAAAGAAUAUUUUACAAAUAACGUAAGAUAAUUGAAUCUUUACCAUACCUAACGAUGCGGUUGUUACGGGUAGUCAGAAGCCAGUCUGACAACCAGUCUUACUCUUAGUAUUGGUAUGCCCGGGUGACUGGGUUGAGGAGGUUAGAUAGACAGUCCUUCCUUGUAAAACUCUGGUACUCAACUGUAGGCUGGAAGCCGACCCUACAUAGUUGGGAAAAGGCUAGUCAGAUGAUGAUGAAAAUAUAUGUUACUAUAAAUCAUUUGUACCUGUCGUUAAGGACAAGGCAGAUAUCAUCAGGCGAAUUGAAAGAUCUCACUUUUUUGUCGAAAUACGAAAGUUCAGGCUUGUUAAGAUACUUCGUAUAUUAUAAUUGUUUAGUUUGCCUACCAACAAUAAUGAUAGCACUAUAAUAUGAUUAUUUUGCCAAAUCAUGUUUUUUUUGGAGUUUUGGUUAUGUCACCAAUUUUCUUAAUAACUUAUUCUGUCUUUCAGUUGUAUAUAUAGCAUUUAAGUUGAUCUGUUUCUUGUGGUUACACCUUUCCGCAAUCGGAUAAAUAGUAGCCUACCACUACCUGUUUGAGUGCCAACUUUAAUUUUAAAUAGAUUUAGAUUUGACUUGGAGUUACUUUUGCAUUUAUAAUAUUAGUAAAAUGUCAUUUAUUUAUUUACAUACACAACCUUACGUCUACUAUUACAGGCGUGCGUAAUGCGGCAGAUAGGUUCUUAUUAUUUCUAAACUAAGAACACAAUCACUGAACUGUAUUUCAGGUGACUUCUAACCAAAGAACUUUUAAAGCCUUUAUAUUAUAUUCCUUUAUUAUUUGCUUACUUAAUACUGUUAUAGUGCUAUCAAAACAUUUGACAGAGAUGGGAAGAUUCUUUUUAUAAUAAUUUAUAGUAAAAAGCAGUCAUUAGCCUAAUGUAAAUGAAAGUAUGAAAGUGAGUCUAAAGCCGUCUCGGUUGAACAGUAGGCCUUAAAUUAUGUUAGGCUGUUAGCUAAAGUUAUUUAUAACGUGCUUUGUAUAUGUUGGUUAUAUUAUUUAAGUGAUCGCCAUCGCCCAUCCAUCGCUAUUUCACAAAGUUAAGAUUCAUUCAUAUAGACAGACAUUUGAGCUAGCUAGACAUGUAGCGUGGAUAACAAAAUACUAUUUAAAAAUCGAAAUAGUUUAUUUUUAACUUUGUACAAGAAAUUGUACUUUUGACCGAAAAUGGAGGCACCAAUUUAUUGUAGGUAUACCUACUAACACAUAGUAUCUCUUACUUGACCUCUCAAGUACGGUUGUGUCAACUUACGAGUCUUGUUAUUUUCCGGUGACAUAUAAGGUAUAUCUUGGACACUAAUUACUGAGUAAAAGUGAAAAAAAGAAUCUUGAGGAAGUCUGAAUUAUCAGCCUUUGUAUCUUACCGCUGCUGGGCUGCGGCCUCCUCUCACACGGAGAAGGUUUGAGCGUUAAUCACCACGCUUGCUCAAUGCGGGUUGGCGAUUUCAGACUUUAUAGUCAGGGUUUCUUUCACGUUUCAAUCAGGCAUUCGUUUCUAAGAUAUACUUUUGAAAGUACAUACACACUUAGAAAAAUUGCAUUGGUACUGAUGCACCAUUAUGUAUAUAAAAAAUAUAAAAACUUGUAUGUCCUUGUCUCCCACGUUACGUGCUAGUGAACGCUCAAUUGUGACUGAUAACGCAAUAUAUGACACGUAUAAUAUUCUUGCAAAGAUAUUCGUGGUGAGAUGUAAAAGCAAUCAGUAGUUAGAGCUUUAAACUAGGUUUAAAGAUCAAGCAUUUGCUAAAGUCAUUAGACAAAUGUUUCACAAGAAACAAUGUAUAUUUAUAUGUAUAUCAUAUGUCAUCAUAUCCCAUUUGCUUGGUUUCUAUUGCUAUGCUAUUUCGAAAAAUGUUUGUGGUACAUAUAGUAUGUAUUAUAUCAAGUUUAAAAUACCGGCAAAUAAAUAAAAUAUGUUGUUAAUGAAAAUAUUUCGUUGCUAUAUCAAAUAUUUGCAAUUUUAAAACUUACCAUCGAGCACUUGCGUCAAUUCAUACACAUUUUCUAUAAUGUUAUACUUUAUGAUAUUCAUAGAAUGUUAGCUAAGUGAGAUUUAGUGAGAUUAAUAGUUUAUGCAUAUUUAUUAUUGUAUUCGAAGGAGCAAAUAAUCCUAAAAUGUAGUUUUUUUUGCUUUAUAUCUAGCUUACCCAAUCUACGUAUACUCCGACUAAAUUCAAAGUGGUAUAAUCUAAACCAUAGUGAAUCAACUGAAAUAUAUUUUGAAUUUGGUUGGGUUUUACCGCCAUUGCUUACAUUUGUUUGCUUCUUCGAAUAUAAGUAUUUUAAUGUUCUGUAAGAUAGAAUUGUUGGUUUACGAUGAAUUUCAAUAACUUAUCUGUUGAUUUGCUUACUAGAGAUAGGAAUUUAAAUGGUUAAUGUCCAAAUAACUGUUUUUAUGAAUUUUAAAAUGUUCAAAGUUGUUUUAAGAGAAAUGGACGUUCAUAGUGUUAGUGAACGUGGGCUUUAAUAGGUUCACCUUUUACGGCCAUGUGAAGCCAAGAAAGAUAUUCUAAUUUACAGAACAUAUAAAAUUAGAUGUUAAAUAAGUAUUUGGAAAAAUAUGAACGAUGUUGCUUUUGAUUAGUACUAAGUCACGUUAUGCUAGCUGUUUCCCCGCGGUUUCUUACUACAAAUGCACCCAGUAAAAAUUAUCCCAUCUUAUAGAAAGUGGUUAAAAAAAUACCGGCUAGGGUACCAAAAUACUUCGAAAUGAUGGCUUAAAACAUAGCAUGAACGCCGGUACUUUUUAAGGACCACUUUUUAUAAUACCUAAGUUUCAAUCGGCGUUUUAAAUAUGAUUUAUAUUGCGUCAUUUGUUUAAGUUUUUUCGCAGCAUUGAAAUCUACUUUUAACCGAUUUGUCAAUAUCUUGUGAAAUACGGGGAAACGUUUAUUAUUUAUACACACGUGAUUAACGUAAAUUGUUGUAGGCAUAUAGGAAUACCAGUUAAUUAUAAACGCAUAGUUACGCGAAAAUAGAUACCCAAUAUUUUGUCUGCGUAUUUCGAAUAAUUGUUCAUAUAACAUAUUCUCAUACUGUAAAUGUUUUACUGCAUUAUAAUGCUAUAUUCCAGAUUCUUUAAUCUUUUUCAAGAGAAUGAAUACUAUUUACGGCCGUUUCCAAUAUUCUGUCCAUUUAUUGAUUUGCUUACCAGAGAUAGGACAGCCCCAUGUAAGUUAUGACAAAGUCCUAUCUUCGAGUAAGCAAACAAUAGAUAGAUUAAGUAUUGGAAACGGCCCUUAGUCGGUUAGUGCAUUAGUCUUGUCUCUUUCUAGAAUUCGCGAUCUUUAUGAAAAUGUUAACACUAUUUUUAUUGUUUAAAAUUAAUGUUGCCAGCUACAUAACUGUAGUGUAUUAAGUAGUUACGUACUUAUUAUUGUUUAAAUGUAUAUUGUAUUACUUAUUUGUAUUUGCACCUACUCUAUGUAAAAUGCAAAUCGUAUAUUUUUAUUGUUAUUUUUGUACUUGUGUACGUCCAAAGUUCGUCGACGACAUAAACGCCAGUUUUCUUGAAACGACUGCAUACUUUUGUGGAGUCACAUAGUCAACAUGACGGGUCUGCCCGCUGGAGGUUACCGCCGGCGGCCACAGCGUACGCGAGGGCGCCACCAGCGUCUGCGCGAGCGACGAACUCCGCCGGUUGUCAGCAGCGGGCAUUUAUUUUUUCCCAUUGUUAAUCUUGUAACAGUCGCUAUUUCACUAUAUCAGUUUUAAGAAAAACGGUGGUGUAUGUUGUCGGUAACUUGGCUCUUAAUUGUUUAAAAGUGCCCAAAAAGACAUGUGCUAUUGCUUUGAUAUUAUAUACUUUAUGUUAUUUCGUUAUUGUUACAGCUAGCUAGAUUGUGUGUAUAGCGUUAAAAGCUCAUUCAAUUCACUGCGAAAAUGCGAGGAAACUGAAUAAAAUUGUCGACUGAAGUAAUUAGUACCCCAUCUUAAUUUAAAAGAAAUUCAAUGAAAAUAUAUAACAUGAUUGGUGAAAUUAAGAUUUUAUAUUGGGCUUCCAGUUGCAGACAUACAGACAGACAAAAAUGUGUUCUUUAUUUAAUAUUAGCACAGUUUAAUUAUAUUCUCUUGUAAACAGUUGUGAAGCUACGUUCUUACGCGUGUGUGACAUUUUUACAAACGUUAGUACAUAGCUACACAACUGUUUAAAAGAGAAUAUAUCUAAACUGUGAUAUUAGUCAGUUUAAGUAAAAUACGCACAAUUAGCUACAUAACGGUCUUUCCACAGUUUCAAGUAAUGUGAUCUCUCUAACCAAACAAGCUUUUGAGUAUUUCCUCACACUUUCGCAGUGAAUACCUAAUAUAUAAGUAAGAUACAACCUUAAGAGGGAAUAUGGUCAAAUGGAUUAAAUCAAUGUAAAAAUUUAAUCAAUCA
This is a messenger RNA of Helicoverpa armigera (cotton bollworm), 5903 nucleotides long. RefSeq names its product gamma-soluble NSF attachment protein. Gene Ontology annotation, molecular function: soluble NSF attachment protein activity; syntaxin binding. NCBI's taxonomy places the organism in Eukaryota, Metazoa, Arthropoda, Insecta, Lepidoptera, Noctuidae. Bases 153 to 1142 code for a protein of 329 amino acids. The transcript has 8 exons. The record is from RefSeq and is a predicted model, not a curated record. Gene Ontology annotation, cellular component: SNARE complex; vacuolar membrane. Gene Ontology annotation, biological process: intracellular protein transport.